Molecule: messenger RNA, 1053 nt
Organism: Impatiens glandulifera
Lineage: Eukaryota; Viridiplantae; Streptophyta; Magnoliopsida; Ericales; Balsaminaceae
Product: epoxide hydrolase A-like
Exons: 3
Coding region: 1-1053 (350 amino acids)
Molecular function (GO): hydrolase activity
Source: RefSeq, a predicted model, not a curated record
AUGGAGGAGAUUGUACAGAAGAAGGUGAGAGUGAACGGCUUAGAUAUGCACGUAGCAGAAAAAGGAAACGGUCCGACGAUCCUAUUCAUCCACGGCUUCCCGGAGCUAUGGUACUCUUGGCGUCACCAAAUCCUUUACUUCGCCGACAACGGCUACCGCGCCGUCGCCCCUGACCUCCGGGGAUACGGAGGAACCACCGGAGCUCCAAACGAGGACGUCGGAAAGUUCAGCAUCAUGCACCUUGUAGGCGACCUUGUUAUGCUGCUCGAGGAGUUGGCUCCGGACGAGGAAAAGGUCUACGUGGUGGCUCACGAUUGGGGAGCCAUAAUCGGCUGGAAUUUAUGCCUUCUUAGACCCGAUAAGGUUAAGGCUUACGCCGCCCUUAGCGUUUAUUACAGCCCCAGAAACCCCAACCCGGCAACAAGGCUCCCCGAAUAUUACAGGGCCAUUUACGGCGACGACCAUUAUAUCUGGAGAUUCCAGGUCAUGUUCAUCUUUCACCUAACUCUCUUAUUAUAUAUCUUUUGGUUUUGGUUAAAUAUAUAUGAACAGGAAGUUGGUGAUAUUGAAGGUGAGUUUGAAAAGAUAGGCGUUAAAGAAGUGAUGAAGAAAUUCCUUACAUACCGUAAGCCUGCACCUCUGUUUUUUCCUAAAGGCAAAGGAUUUGGAGAUUCCGGUGAAGAUGAUGAUGAUUCAUUGCCUUCCUGGUUGUCGCCGGAAGACCUCGACUAUUACGCAGACAACUUUACCAAGACAGGUUUCACCGGCGGCGUCAAUUACUAUCGGGCAUUGAAUCUAAACUGGGAACUAUUGGCUGCUUGGACAGGAGCUCAGGUGAAAGUUCCGGCGAAAUACAUAGUGGGAGACCUUGAUUUAGUGUAUAACAAUAAAGGUGCAAAGGAAUACAUACAUAGUGGGGAGCUGAAGAAAAACGUGCCAUUGCUGGAGGACAUAGUUGUGAUGGAAGGUGUUGCACAUUUUCUAAUGCAAGAAAGCCCUGAUGAAGUUAACAAGCACAUUCAUCACUUCCUCAAAAAUCAUGAGAAGAACUAA